CGCGCGCGAGAGCGCGCGAGCAGGCACGUGGGGCCCCUUUCGUCCCCGGUGCCCGGGCGCCCCGCGCCAGCCCCCACCCCUGUCCCGGUACCCCAGCGGCGGCUUGUGUGGAGAAAGACCGAAACCCACCCCUACCGCCCCCCAAGUUGCGGCUCUGCUGAUGAUUUCUGGGAAGUGCUGGAAACAUGGCCGUAGAAAAAGAAUGGCGUCCAUUUACAUAAUGCUUUGUUUGCAUUUUGCAAGUUUUUUUCGGUUGAACCUGCAGAAACCCCUCCUAGUGUCGUUUUAGUCGUGGCAGUCUUGUCAGACAUUUAAGACAAUGGUGUGCCGAGUAGUGCUGUGUGUGUGUGUGGGGGGGUUCUUCCGAUUUUCCGUACACCGUUUAGGCUCCCGCUUCUGCCUUUUCCCCCGUUUCCCCGCUUGGUGCAGACGCCGCGCCCCGCUCUCUCCGGGGGCGGCCCCUCUCGGGCCCCGCCAUCUUGGAAGGCCUUUCUUGCCGGUUCGCCACAGCACGUUUUUCUCACUAAAGAAAGGUCGCUUGCGUGGCUUGUGUACGUUUAUUUCUAUCCCUUUCUCUUUACUUCGGCUAAGCCAGACAGUAAAGGCACCCAGACAGAUGUGUGCGCAACGUGCUUCAGGAUCCCUCAGGGAAAGCGGCUAACGUGGCGGUCCCUCCGCCCCCCUUUCUUCCCCACGGGGUGGCCGCCAUGUUUCCAGAACACAAAAUGGCGACACGUGGCCUGGAUUCUUCGCCAACGAGAAACUGGGGUAGACCCGAAAGCUCCAGAAUGCUCCCAGCCCCCAUCCCGUGCUUCUUGGCUGGAGCCUUACCCUCGCAGCGAUUGCUCUGGCCACCCUGGUCCAAACCUCGGCUGCUGAAUUUUAAUGCAUUUCCCCCCAUUAAUUUAAAAUGGAAACGUUUAUAACUGUAAAAUGUAGGCAUAAUACUGAGUUGUUAGUUUUAAAUUUAAUGAGUAAUGGGGGGCAGUACCAGUGGAUAAUUUGGGCCCCCAGUACCGAAGCAUCUAGGAAUAGUUGCUUUAAGAAAUGAAAUGGGAAAUUACUGAUUUGCUAGACUUUUAGCACAGGAGAGACCAAGAACUGGUCUUAUAAAAAAACUUAAAAAAAGUUUCUAUGAAGCAAUUCAGAUACCAGUGACCUUUUUUGGAGGCCAGCUGGCUGGUGAACCUCAGUUUACCCACAACUGGUGUUAACUUUUAGUGUAGAGGAACAGAGACAGAUGUUAUUGUGCAUUUACCAGUGCCAGAUGCUGUGCUAGCAUUUUACUGCAUACUAUCUUGAAUUUUUACAAUGAUCUGAGGUAGGUGUUACCUCUCUCUCUUUUUUUUAACAGACGAAUUCACUUAGGCCCAGAGAGAUGAAGUGACUAAUUCAAGGUCACACAGUGUGGAGGAUGGAAUCCAGACCUUCUGAUUUCCUUAUUGACCUGCAGUAUCUUGUGGAUAUAUGAGUGAAUUCCACACCACCCAUUUUACAGAUGAAGCCACUGAGAUAUGGAACAAUUGACUAAACAGUCACUGCCCCACCCCUGGAGCCUCCUGCAUGACUCUUCUCCCAUUUGAAUGACUGCAGAUAGGCUCCACACCCAACAUGGGACUUGAACUCACUACCCUGAGUUCAAGAGUUGCAUGCUCUACCAACUGAGCCAGCCAGGCACUCCAUCCAGCACUCUUGUUUCUUACCAUUAUACUGUACCAUCAUCAUGGACUGAGGGAAGAGAUUGGGCAUGAACUGUAUUUUGUCCAACAUGAGAGAAUGAUAGACUCUUGGAGUUGGAAAGGGCCUUUGCAGUAAUAGUCAAUCUCCUUGUCUCCUGUCUGCCAUCCAUUUACAGGAAUGCUUUCCAUUAUCCCCCUGACAGAUGAUCACCCAAGGUCUUUUUGAAUGUUUCCAUUGCUGGGGAGCUCAUCACUUCUUGAGGAAUCCCAUUAUAUGUUGAGUAGCUCUCUUUGGUGAAAAGUGGUCUUGUCACUAUAAUAUGGUAGUUGAGAGUGUGACUCUGAUAGAUGUGAUGUGAUACGGUAUGUGACUCUGGAGCCAGCCUACGGGGGCCUGAAUUCUGACUCAGCCGUAACUGUGUGGCCUUGGAGGGAGAUACAAAGAGGGAAGACAUCUGUGUGAAGAUGGAAGCAGAGAUUGGAGUUGUGCUGCCGCAAACCAAGGAAUGUCAAGAAUUACUGGCAACUACCAGAAGCUGGAAGAGGCAAAGAAAGAUUCUUCCCUGGAGCCUUCACAGGGAGCAUGGCUCUGCUGAAACCUUGAUUUUGGACUUCUAGCCUGCAGAACUAUAAGGAAACAGGCCCAGAGAGAUCAGAUACUUUGAGAUCUGUCUAGGCCACUGCUCUGCUGGCUGUGCACUUACUCUGAAGUUCCUGAUGUUGCAGUUGUCAGCUCGGCACCUUCACCAUGGCUGUCACACCUUCUGGUAGUGCUGGGACUGAGCUGUUGGAAUGGCUCCUUCCCUAACACAGCAGGCCACAGCCUUUCCCCAUUCUUGCCCAUUUCAUGCCCUAAAGCAGAAACUCCUCUCAGAGGCUUCUGGCUGUAAUCUGAUCAUUUCAGCAGAUUGCUUCAUGACCCCACUCUUCCAGGUGAAAUCAGGCUUUUAUUUUUCAUUUCCAUGCAAUGUCAGAGAAAUGUGGGUAACGGUUGUGGGGAGGGUCACUUAGCUUCUUCUGGCAAUUAUUUUUAUGUUUCCCAUUUUUGGCCUGCUAUACUUCCUAGAAUUUCUGUCAGUAGACAACUCAAGUCGUGGUUGUUUUUGGAGCUUCAGGAUGUCACACACAGCUCACGUCACACAUAUCACAGUUCAUGGCUGUGAGCAGAGAAGGAGCAGCAUCAUGACUGCAUUGACUCUGAGGGCCCUGGUCACCUGUUCUUGAUAAGCCCAACACACCACAGUGGCUCUCUUCUCUGCCAAAGAAUAUUAAGAUCUCACAGAAUAUGGUGUUUGGUAGAGCACAGUUUUGGAAAAUAUGCGGCUUUAUCCUAAAGGAAUGGACAUCAAAUGGAGGAAUUCCAGGUGAAGAUGGGGAAGCCAAGGCACGGAGCUGUGAAGUACCCAGUCCAAGGUUCCCAUGGUGGCAGUCUAGGCUUGAUCUCCAGAUAUGCUCAUGACAGUUUAACCAAAGGCUCUUUCAUUCUAUAGGCUGGACUGCUUGGGUGACAGAUUCGCUUAAAUAUGAGAGCAGACCUGAUCACUCAGGAGGACAAGGAGGAGCUGAGUGCCUGUUGUUAUGUAUUUACCAGCAUACCACUGGGCAGAUUGCCUUAGGCUGAGGAGUGACCAGAGACCAGAUUGGACUCUUUGGAAAGAUUUCCAGAAGAGGGAGGGAAUCAUCGAUGGAAAGAAGCUUCCAUCAGUGGAGGGACUAGGGGCGGUAAAUAAAAAUGUUUGAAUGCCACUGUUCAGCAGCUACAGACGGAAUCACCAGGCCUGAUAUUCCAAGUCUGGAGGAGAGAGUGACCACUGAGGAAGAGCAGGGUAAAGAGAAUAUAUUCUCAGAAUGUAUAUGGAAGAAAAUUAAGAUCAUUCAUGAGCCUACCACCCCAAAUAAUAUAGGUUGAUUUCCAUGGGAUGAGUUGCCCAAUGCUCCUUGGACCACUGUCUUGCCCACCUUCCACACUCAUCUCUGGAUUCGGGACAUCUGUGUCUGAGCCUGUCUCCCCAGCUCACCUGAGCACUGUGUGAGGGUAGGGCCCCGCUGAUUCAUCUCAAUGUGAGGCACAGUUGGCCUCAAGAAAUAUGUAUGGAAUUGACUCAACCCACUUAUUUGGCAUUACCCAUUCCCAUCUGUGCUGCAGACUUGCCUUACACUAAUUUAUAGCCAGCAGCAUUGUGUCUGGCACACAGUAGGUGCUCAAUAAAUGUUUGUUACUGCUACUCCCAAUAACUUGGGGAUUUCUGUACAUGUUAGGGCUCUGCUGUUUUUCCUCCUUCCCUUUCCCACCUCCCCCCACUUCUUCCAGAUGGUAAAGAAAUGACACCACUUUGACAUGCCAGAGGGAAGGUGCCCCAGCUUUGUCUCUGUCUUCUGUAAGUUAGGAGCAAAGCUAAGUUGGCAGUGGAUUCACAAGAAGCAGCUCCCUGCUCUGAGGGUAUUUUAUAUGUUUGCAUUGCUCACAAUACCAGUUAUCAUUAGCAGCAAUUAAAACUAUUUCAGGAUCAGUUCAAAGCUGCCUUUGAGGUAUUUUAAGUUGGACCAAAGUCUCCAUGUGUCUAGCUCUAAGCCAAGUUUCCUGGUGUCAUUAGAAGCCCACUUGUAUUUGGAGAAUACCCAAUCUGUAUAUUUUGAUUGCCUGAAUGUUUCAUAAAUUUCAGGGGUGUUUGCCACAAGUGGGUCAGUGUCCCCAGAGCUGUUGAGACUGUCUUACAAGUCCCACUCCCACCCUCAAUUAAGUGAAGGGGACCAUGGAGAUGGGAGAGGAGGAGGGGGUCUGCCGGGCCCCUCUGGCCAGGCGGAACCCCUGGGCUCAGAGGGAGGGUAGCAGAAAUCAGAGCAGGAAGAGAUGAGGGCUUGGUCUAGGGUGGGGGCAUCAGGGCUUGGGAAGAAGGUGGGAACCCACUUGGAGGGCAGGCUGUGGGGAGGGGAGAAGGGAGGCCUUCAGAACACCUUAAGUGAUAUUCAUAUUUGCUUGAAAGAUAAACAUAGGGAAAGAACCACUUUUGGCCUAUUGAACUUGUAGGGAGUUAGUCAGUAAUGUGUUCUGACUCUUGGUUGGCCAUGGCCCUGACCCCAGGCCUGGAGGACUGGCAGUAGCACUGAGGCCUGAGAUCACUGUUCCCGAAACACUUCCAGGACCCUUUGGGACCCUCCAGGGCCACGAUUGGCACCAGGCAUCUUGCUGCCUGCUGACAGAGUAGGUUCAGCUGGUGGGCUGUGCUGGGCGGUUUUCUGGUAGAAGGGUUCUGAACUGAUGGUAAAGGAGGGUGAGGGCAAUCCAAAUGGGCAAAGAGAGGUUCUGGAACAGUGGAGAACUAGGGAAGGGCCUCACGGGCAGAAGUGCCUGUUCGGUCAGGGCAGUGGCAGGGACCAAGAAGGAGGACCAGUUAAGGAAAAGCUAUCUCUGCUAAGUGUCUUUAGCCAUGACUGUUGUGAGGACUGGGUACUUCCUGCUUGGGAACGGCAGUGCUGGUAGUCUGAGGCUUUGUGGCUUGAGAAUAGGGAACCUGCUGGUGCCUUGGGUUUCCCCACACGUGUUGCUUUGGUCAGAGCCCACCAGCCGCACCUUGGUCUCUGAUCUGAAUCCGUAAUUAGAUUUUUGUGCAGAAUUCACCUCUUUGCCCUUCUUUUCAGCUUGAAGACCCAAUGCCAGGCCCCACUGAAGCAGAACGUCAGAACCAGCUGUGGCUCCUGCUCCUAGGAGCUGUACCAUCAACCCUACACACCCAUGCACCCGCACCAGCCCCGGGACGGGGCCUCAGCACAGGCAGUGGGGGAUUGCGCAGGAGGGGGGCCGGCAGUGAGGGCCUUGCUCAUGGUGGUGAGUGCCCAGAGAGGGGAGGAGGGGAGGCCCCUGUGUCCUUGGCCCCGCACAGUCGAGGGGAGAUGGCAGGAUGACCCACUUUCAGAGCGGCAUGGCUGUGACUGGGAUUGCUUCACAUGGUCAGUCUGCAUAUACAUGUCCAUCUUAAACUCUUCAAAACGGGCUGUUAAACAUCUGUAUCCUGUUUUCAUUAGCUUGUAAGCCAUGGUGAUGGGGACCUGCCUAGUUCUCUGAGCCAACAAGUGUGCCCAGAGGCUAAUAAACAGCAGGUGCCUCCAAUAAAUCUGAUUUUAAUACUCAGUGUAAAUGUGUGUGCAAAUACAUCUGAGAAAUGAAAGGUGGGAGCUGAAUUCUAUAUGCAAGUUACACAAUUUCAUAGCCAUUUUGAACUGAGAACUGUAGUGUGACUGUGCAUGGGUGGUAUAGGGUUUACAUGUACAGGAGGUGUGUGCAGCGUGCAGGGAGGACAGCCUAUAUGAGUGUGGUGCGAAGGGGUAUGUGCGUGUGUGGAUGGGGAUGGGGAUGUGGAAGAGAAGUCCCCAUCAAACCAGGUGGAGACAACACCAGCUAUGUACUUUAUAGGGCCUGGGUCAGAAUGAAAGCAUGGGAUCCCUCGUUCAAAUUUAUUGGGAAUUUCAGGAUAGUGCAGCGCCAAAGCCAGGUUGGCCUUUCUGAGUGCAGAGCCCCACGUGAUGUCAUACGCUAAACACCCACGGAGCCUGCCCAGGCUGGAGAAUGUGGACCUCUGGUCUCCCCUCAGCCUUCCCGUGCUGCCCUGGUAAAUCCUUGAAUCCCUUUGCUCUCUCCCCAUCCAGGUCUCAGGGUGACCCUGAUUUGGAGGAUGGGGGUGCUAGCCAGAGGCAGCCUGGAGAGGAGCUGCAACUGGUGGCCCGUGCAUCUCCUAAUCCUCCUUACAUUUCAGUUGGAACCUCAUCACGGGCACCAUAAGGAGACGGAGUUAUAAAUGAACCAGCACACCACACUGCAACAUGUGCUCAGCCGGGAGAAUGUGGACUGCAGAGGAGAAGGCUCCAUAGAGGGGAUGACAUUUGAAGGAGGUCAUGAAAGUGGGUCCCCCCAACAGCCCCAGUCUCUCUACACAGGCCCAAGUCAGGCUCCAACUCUGGGUCUCACAGAUCUGCCUUCUGGGAAUCCAUGGGGUGGCCCAAGGCAGCCUGCACUCCCCAGCAGGAGGUCACACAGCCAACUUCAUCCAAAGCCUUCCAGUACCUCACCACUGGCUUUGCCAACAUGGCGGACAUUUCCCCUUCUCAGAACAUAAGGGAGUGAGAUUCCCUGGCUGCUCUUUCCAUGAAUGAGCACAGAACGAGGGGGGUGGGGAGGGAGGGCUGCAGAGCUUGAGGAAGGGGCUCUUGGAAGGUUCCUGGAGGGUGAGAGGGAACAGGAGGGGAGGAGACGACAUCGGUGGCUCAGAGGUUGGGGCCCACCCAGUGCUGGAGCCCAUCUGGAUCCUGACGUACACUCCCAGAAGUUCAGAGUUGGCACCAACCCACUUCAAGGCCUUAAUGAGGGUGCUCUGGCCUAGGCCUGCCCCCUCCCCCCUCCCCUCCAAGUGCUGACUUUGAAUUAGAUGUGAUCAACGAGGGAAAAAUGACUGUAGCAAUCAAGUUCAUGGUAAAUGCUUGUGUGUGUGUGUGUGUGUGUGUGUGUCCCCUCACUUAAACAAUUUCUGUGCAUUCUUGAUUCUGGGACUAUCCUCUGUCUUUCCCUCUAGAGAAUCUUAUGGGAUUCCAUACUUGGUUUAGAAUGUAUGAGAAACACCUACCCCAGGCCUUGCACAUAGUAAGAGCGUAGUGAAUGUAUGCUCCUUUUCCUUAGCACUCAAAGUGGCCACUGGGGGUUGAGGGCAAAGGGGCUUCCCCAGGCUAGAAGCUGAUGGGCCUUUGGUCCUUGCCUUCCCCUUCCUUCUCUAGCUGAUGACAGACACCUGGAUGUCAUAACAUACUCUGUGUCCUCAUCUGUUAUUCUCGGACACAGGCUAAACCCUCUGGGGAGGGUACUGAGUGGGUCCCCUCUGACUGGGGCUGGACUUUCUUGCACCGUGGGCUGGCCUGUACCAGUCCCAGGGAUAGAUGCAGAAGGGUGAGGCACUGAUCCUGCUCGUUGGGCAGGAUGCUGGUAGGAGGGCGGGCUGAGCAAGGGCGGGGCUUCCAGAACAAAGGAGAAUGGGGAGCCCUGGGGGCCUAGGCUAGGCAUCAAAAAGGCUCUGCAGAGUGAGCAGGCCAUAGCAGCUGCCUGUCUCUGUGCCCAGCAGUCAGUCAGACAACCUGCGCCGGGCCCCUUCCACCUGCCCCAGACGGGCAGCAAACAACACUCAGAGAGGCCUUGUUCUCCAGCGUGAUUGCGCCCACACUGCUCUGUGGUUUGCUCUACUUGGCGUGGGUUGCUGCUGCAGUUCCAGAGGAGGGCAGAGGGAUGGCGGGGAGUGGAGCCAGGAGCCAGGAGGGCCGUCGGGAGCAUGCAUUGAUCCCGGAGCCCUUUGAUGGGAUGAAUGUAGCCCCAUACCUCUGGCUGCACCGCUUUGAAGUCAUCAACGAUCUCAACCACUGGGACCAUGCCACCAAACUAAGGUUUCUGAAAGAGUCCCUCAGGGGAGAUGCCCUGGAGCUCUACAGUAGACUCAGCCCCAAGGACCAGGAAGACUAUGGGACUGUGAGAGAGACCCUCCUGCAGGCCUUCGGGGGGCCCGAGGCCGCCCCCAGCCACCUGCCCAAGGAGAUCGUCUUUGCCAACAGCAUGGGUAAGGGCUACUACCUCAAGGGGAAAAUUGGCAAAGUGCCCGUGAGGUUCCUGGUGGACUCCGGGGCCCAGGUCUCUGUGGUCCAUCCCAGCUUGUGGGAGGAGGUCACGGAUGGUGACUUGGACACCCUGCGGCCCUUUGAGAAUGUGGUAAAAGUGGCCAAUGGGGCUGAAAUGAAGAUCCUGGGCAUCUGGGAUACAGUGGUGUCCCUGGGUAAGCUGAAGCUAAAGGCAGAGUUCCUAGUGGCCAAUGCCAGUGCUGAAGAAGCCAUCAUUGGUACUGACGUGCUCCAGGACCACAAUGCCGUCCUGGACUUCGAGCAUCGCACGUGCACCCUGAAGGGGAAGAAGUUCCGCCUCCUGCCUGUUGGAGGGUCCCUGGAAGAUGAGUUCGACCUGGAGCUCAUAGAGGAGGAGCCCUCCUUGGGAGUGGGGGAACAGGAGCUGUCCUACUGAGAAGCCCCCUUUUCUUUACCCCCCAAACAUGGUGGGAAGACCCACCACAGUGGAGGGGAAGGGCAAAUAUCCUCAGGGAUCACUGGGUUUUGCCACCUCUCUGGAACCAACUCUGGCCUCCUCCUCUCCCUCCUUCUCCAUCUGCAGGGGCCUUCCUCUGUCCCUGGUCAGGGAGGCUGCCAUCUGAAAAGGCACAGGUGAGGGAGAAUAGGCUGGCUAUCUCAGAGGAAGGGAGAGUCCUCAUGGGUGGUCAAGCUGCUAUUGGUGGCAAAGAUUUAAGGCUGGAAGGUUCUGAGAAGGCUAGAAAUGGCUGUCUUUCAGAGAGGACUGAGGUACCUCUUCAGAUCCCCUGAGAUCUGGCUCAGUCACCUCCAUGCAGUCCUUCUCAGUUGGGCUGGGUCCUGCCUGCAGGGUCCUCACAAGCAAGACCCACUCUUGCAGGUGAGGGUCAGAGCUGCUCUGGAGUCUUCCCUGUUGGGUCUUCCCACCUCCCUGUAUGAUGUAGUUUCCUUCUGUCAUUUGCUUUGAAACUCAUUGAGCCUUAUGCCAAUAAUUCAUUCUUCAAAAACCAAUAAAAACUGACUCAUGGAAAAA
Molecule: messenger RNA, 9318 nt
Organism: Zalophus californianus (California sea lion)
Lineage: Eukaryota; Metazoa; Chordata; Mammalia; Carnivora; Otariidae
Gene: ASPRV1
Product: aspartic peptidase retroviral like 1
Exons: 16
Coding region: 7945-8724 (259 amino acids)
Biological process (GO): proteolysis
Cellular component (GO): membrane
Molecular function (GO): aspartic-type endopeptidase activity
Source: RefSeq, a predicted model, not a curated record